CUACCGGGGCUGCGGCGGUGCCGUUCCACACCGGGGCCGCCGGGGGCGCCCUCGCCGCCCGCUCCGGUGCCGGUGCCGCUUGCGGCCGCGGAGCGCCGGGAUCCGCCAGCGGAGCCAGGCCCGUGCUGCGGGGGCAGAGCCAUGAGGGUGGGCUGAGCCCCCCCGGACCUGCGCCCACCCCCAGGCAGGAUGCGGGGGGCGCAGCGGGCGCUGUGCCUGCUGCUGGUGGCCUCGGCCUCGCUGGCCGCGCUCUACCUGCACCUCUGGGCACCCAAGGGCCCCCCCAGCGUGGACCUGCGCCGCCCCCCCCCCGAGCGGCUGCCGCCCCCCCUGCCCCCCUCCGCCCGCGCCUACCCCCACGUGCCCUUCCGCCUCAAGGAGGAGGUCAUGGAACUGCUGCCCAGGAACGGCUGCUCGUGCGAGGCGGAGGCGGAGGCGGGGCUGGCGCUGCCGCUGCACCGGCGCCUCUUCGGGCCCGGCCCGGCGGGGCUGGACUUCGCCAGCGCCUUCGCCCCCGGGGAGCGGCCGCGGCAGCUGCGGCUGCGAGAGCGCGAGUACCGCAACUACCGGAACCGGGUGCAGACCCCCGCCGACCGGUUGCUGAUCGUCCCGGCCAACUCCCCGCUGGAGUACCCGGCGCAGGGGGUGGAGGUGCGGCCGCUGCAGACGGUGCUGGUGCCCGGGCUCAGCCUGCAGGCGCCGGCCAGGAACAGGUACCAGGUGAACCUGACGGCCUCGCUGGGAACGCUGGCGGUGGCUGCCGAGGUGGAGGGCGUGGCGCUGCAGGGGGAGGGGCAGCCGCACCUGUCCUUGGCCGCCGCCCACCUGGACCACCUGAACCGGCAGCUGCAGUUCGUCACCUACACCAACACCCAGUUCCACCCCGACACCGCCGACAUCGUGCAGUUCUCCACCGACGGCCACUCCGCCGCCUUCGCCAUCCGCAUCCGGCACCCGCCCACGCCCCGCCUGUACGGCCCGGGCAGCGCCGGCGACAGCGACGGGGACAGCGACAGCGACAGCGACAGUGGCGGGGACGGGGGAUACAACAUCUCGGCGCUGGUGACCGUGGCCACCAAGACGUUCCUGCGCUAUGACAAACUGCGCGGGCUCAUCGCCAGCAUCCGCCGCUUCUACCCCUCGGUCACCAUCGUGGUGGCCGACGACAGCCAGCGCCCCGAGCCCCUGGCAGGGCCACACCUGGAGCACUACCUCAUGCCCUUCGGCAAGGGCUGGUUCGCCGGGAGGAACCUGGCGGUGUCGCAGGUGACCACCAAGUACGUGCUGUGGGUGGACGAUGACUUCAUCUUCACGGCCCGCACGCGGCUGGAGAAGCUGGUGGAUGUGCUGGAGAGAACCAGCCUGGACCUGGUGGGCGGCGCGGUGCGGGAGAUCACCGGCUACACCACCACGUACCGGCAGCGGCUGAGCGUGCGCGGGGGGGGCGCGGGGGGGGACUGCCUGCGGACCCGGCCCGGCUUCCACCACCGCCUCGCCGGCUUCCCCGCCUGCGUGGUCACCGACGGCGUGGUCAACUUCUUCCUGGCCCGCACCGACAAGAGUUCUUCAUCGACGGCCUGGGGGUGCUGCACGUGGGCUCGUGCGAGGACGUGGUGGUGGACCACGCGUCCAAGCUGGCGCUGCCCUGGCGGCGCUCGGAGGGCGAGCGGCAGUACAACCGCUACCGCUACCCGGCCGCCCGCGACGACAGCGUGCGCCUCAAGCAGCGCCUCUUCUUCUUCAAGAACCGCUUCAAGUGCAUGGCCGGCGACUAGCGGGGCCACCGGGCGGGGACACCCCGGGGACACCGGCCCUGGGCGCCCGGGGCCGCCGGCGCUGCCGUGGUGCCGCCCCCGGGGCACCCCACGGGCUGCGGGCGGUGGCCACCCGCGAGGUGACACCGGGCCACCGCCCCCAAGGUUGUCACCGGUCACGGGACGCACCAAGGACAUCGCGGACAGGGCCGCUGAUCCUCCCGGCCCCGGGCACCGCUGGCCAGCCCUGGGUGUCGCGGGGCCGCUGGCGCUGCCGUGGUGCCACCCCCGGGGGGCUGGCACGGAGGUGGCACCGGGCCACCACCCCCAGCGGAGUCACUGGCCGCGGGACGCGCCAAGGACAUCGCGGACAGGGCCGCUGACCUCCCCCGGCCACCAGCGUGGGCCACAUCAGGGGUCACUGCUGCCGGCCACCCCGCGGUGUCCCCAGGGCCACCGACCCCCACGGGCCACCCCUGCAGCGUCCCCAGAGCCACAACCAUGGGCCACAACCCCAGUGCCACCACCCCAGGGCCACCAUUCCAGGGCCUCCAGCCCCCUGGGGCACCCCUGGGGUGGCUCUGCCCCCUUUGGGCCACCCCACGGGCCGCCACCACCACCCCCGGGUGGCCACUGGUGUGACACAGGGGUGGCAGCUCCAGGGCCACUGCCACUACGGGCCACCUCAAGGGUCACCCCCCGUGGGCCCCCACCUGUGGGACACCCCCAGGACCUCCCCCGCCCCGUGGCCACCCCCAGGGUCACCCCCCAGGGCCACCAUUGACGGCCACCCCCAAGGCCACUGCCAUGGCCACACCCAGUGCCACCACGCCGGGUCCCCGUCGCCCCCCGCCCCCCCGCGGUGUUUUUAGCUCUUUUGUACUUUGGGGGGGGGUGGUGGCGGGGUCGCACCGGGUCCCCUUCCCCCUCCCCCGUUGUCCCCACUCCGUUUUCUACCGCCCGGCCCCUCCCCCCGCUGCCGCCAGGAUUUUUGUGCCAAGUCUCGGCCCCUCCCCCCCCCGAGACCCUCGGGACCCCCGGGGUGGGUGGGGGAGGGGCUGGGGGAGGGGCUGCCACCCCCACCCUUUUCUACCCAAUGGAUGGUGAGAUUUUAACCA
This is a messenger RNA of Haemorhous mexicanus (house finch), 2872 nucleotides long. It is a transcript of the gene B4GALNT1, whose product is annotated as beta-1,4-N-acetyl-galactosaminyltransferase 1. Bases 190 to 2538 code for a protein of 782 amino acids. The record is from RefSeq and is a predicted model, not a curated record. Gene Ontology annotation, cellular component: Golgi membrane. Gene Ontology annotation, molecular function: hexosyltransferase activity. NCBI's taxonomy places the organism in Eukaryota, Metazoa, Chordata, Aves, Passeriformes, Fringillidae. Gene Ontology annotation, biological process: ganglioside biosynthetic process. The transcript has 12 exons.